GAGAGAGAGAAACGGAGAGAGAAGCGGAGAGAGACAGAGAGAGAUGUGGAGGUUGGGGGUGGUCCAGGCUGAGCAAACUGGCUGCUCAACAUAUACCUCACACUCUACCACCUACGCACAUUAUUUAUGAAAAUCUGCUUGGUGGACGUAGAUGCUACGAUCGGUGGUCUCCUUUUCAGUUUCUCCAGAGUUACCUAUAUUUUGACAAGUAGCUUCUACAAACAUGAUCGCCUUUGAGUAGUAACAGCGCGCUCUGCUCUGUGGAGAUAUUUUUUCUUUUUCUCUCUUCGCUAUUCAGAUGGCAGAGGAGGGAAUUCAGGGCAGAUGCCUCCCAUGGAUUUUCCUUUUAGAGGAAAUGGGACCUAACCUUUGUGACUGGAACUACUGUACUGAACCGCGCAUUUGCAGUCCCUCUAUGUGGUCCUCGCCUGUGAUUCUGUAAUACAUUCGUCAAUAAGACAGGAUCAAAACAGACUGCAGUGUCUAAAUGAAGUUCAGCCAUGCAAUGUUCCUGGAAGGCUGUGAUUCUGCUAGCCUUGGCAUCCAUAGCUAUCCAGUACACAGCAAUCAGAACUUUCACAGCUAAGCCCUUUCACAUCUGCCCAGUGCCAAACCCUCUGAACUGUGGCCUGGGCCAGGAGACGGAGGCCUUUGAGCGUAUCUGUGAUGAGUAUCCCUACUUCACUUAUAAUGUCUCCAGAAAGACCCACAUCCUCAUCUUGGCCACCACCAGAAGUGGCUCCUCAUUUGUGGGCCAGCUCUUUAACCAACACUCAGAUGUGUUCUACCUUUUUGAGCCUUUAUAUCACGUACAGACAACUCUUAUUCCCCGCCUCUCACACAGUAAAAGCACAGCUGACCGGAGGGUAAUGUUGGGGGCCAGCAGGGACCUAUUGCGAAGCCUAUAUGGAUGUGACCUCUACUUCCUGGAAAGCUACAUCAAGCCUCCACCGGUAAACCACACCACAGAUAAACUCUUUCGCCGGGGUGCCAGUAAAGCUCUCUGCUCCCCGCCAGUAUGCGAUGUCUUUGGUCCGAGCGAGGUCAACAUUGAAGAAGGUGACUGCGUCAAAAAAUGCAGCACACUCAACAUGACCCUAGCUACUGACUCGUGCAAAGAGCGACGACAUGUUGCCAUCAAGAUUGUGCGGGUGCCAGAGAUCGGAGACUUGAAGGCCCUAGUGGAAGAUCCACGACUCAACCUGAAGAUCAUCCAGCUGGUGAGGGACCCACGGGGUAUCUUGUCGUCCAGGAUUGAAACUUUCCGGGACACCUACCGACUAUGGCGGAUCUGGAGGGCAACAGGUAGGAAACCGUAUAACUUGGAUCUGACCCAGCUGACUGUGGUUUGUGAGGAUUUCCUCAAUUCAGUUUCCACAGGCCUGAGCAGGCCGCACUGGCUCAAAGGGAAAUAUAUGCUGGUGAGGUACGAGGACUUAGCUAGGAACCCGCUGGAAAAGACCAAGGAGAUUUACCAAUUCUUGGGCAUGACUAUGGACAAAAAUGUGAUCAAAUGGAUACAGAUCAACACUCGAGGCAGCAAUGAAUUAUCUGCAAAGCAUAAGUAUGGUACAGUGAGGGACUCGGCGGCCAAUGCUGAAAGCUGGAGGCUAAAACUGUCAUACGACAUGGUUGAGUACACACAGACUGUGUGUCCACAAGUUCUACAUCGGCUGGGUUACAAGACCGUCAAUUCCUCUGAGGAACUCAAAAAUAUGUCUCUCACACUUGUGCAAGACAGAACUUUUGUACCAUUUUUGUAACAAACGUAGUUGUGGACAACUAUUUUUGAUAUAUUUAUAAAUGUUGCCUUAAUUCUUUCAGAUUUGCACUAUAGAAAACCAUGAAGGAAUCUCGGUGAUACCCCGACUUAAGAACAGCACAACAAAUUUAAACGUAUAAUGCUGUUUACAGAUUUCAAUCAUUGUUUAGUGAUUUCUAAGAGACCAUUAUGUUUACUUCAGUGAUAUGAACCAAUCUAAAGCACCGUCCCUCUUAAAAAUUAGUGUAUGCUGGCUGUUGCAUUGACAAAAGUGAAUGUUGCCAUUUCUCCAUAUGAAAUAAUUGGAUCUACAGUACAAUAUUGUUAGGAAAUGUACUUAUUACCUGUGACUGAACUUCUGAAAUGUACGACAACAACUGUGCAAUAAAAAUGUGAAUGUUACAGUCUAA
Paramormyrops kingsleyae is the source of this 2172-nucleotide messenger RNA. The record is from RefSeq and is a predicted model, not a curated record. NCBI's taxonomy places the organism in Eukaryota, Metazoa, Chordata, Actinopteri, Osteoglossiformes, Mormyridae.